Gavialis gangeticus (Gharial) is the source of this 1306-nucleotide messenger RNA. It is a transcript of the gene SDE2, whose product is annotated as SDE2 telomere maintenance homolog. Gene Ontology annotation, cellular component: nucleus. The coding region runs from base 88 to 1281 and encodes 397 amino acids. The record is from RefSeq and is a predicted model, not a curated record. NCBI's taxonomy places the organism in Eukaryota, Metazoa, Chordata, Crocodylia, Gavialidae. The transcript is spliced from 7 exons.
AUGUGACUAGUGCCCUGCUUCCGCGUUGGCUCCUAAACGUCAUCAAAGCGCGCUGUUCUGCCUUUCUAGCUGUUCGGUUGGGUGGUCAUGGCGCUGCUGGUGCGAGACCCGGCGGCCUCUCGUGUUCGGCCGUUACCACUACCCUCUGGGGGCGGCUCGGUCCGGGAUUUACUCCGCCUUAGCUGCAGGGCGCAGGGAAUUCCUGAGGACUGUGUCUAUGUCAAAUGCAAUGGACGACUGGUUAACCCUGAAGAUGAGCUCCAGGAUGGAGCUGUUUAUAGUUUGGAACCAAGACUCUGUGGUGGAAAAGGAGGUUUUGGAUCAAUGCUCCGAGCACUUGGUGCUCAAAUUGAAAAGACAACAAAUCGAGAAGCUUGCCGAGACCUUAGUGGAAGGAGGCUCCGAGAUGUUAAUCAUGAAAAAGCAAUGGCUGAGUGGGUGAAGCAGCAAGCAGAGCGGGAAGCUGAAAAAGAACAAAGACGCUUGGAAAGGCUGCAGCGUAAACUUGCAGAACCAAAACACUUCUUUGUUAAUUCGGAUUACCAGCAGCAGUGUAAUGAAAUGGCUGAGCGGCUAGAGGAUUCGGUACUUAAAGGGAUGCAGGCCUCCUCUAGUAAGAUGGUGUCUCCAGAGACCAGCGAUAGCCGGAAGCGCCCAAAUGAGUCUGAAAAGAGUGGAGCAAAAUCUGAGAAAAGGAAAUGCUUGUGGAUGGGAUUGGAAGGACUGGAGGAUCCUGAGAGCACAGAUGACAGCGAAGAUAAUUUUCCUAGUACAGCAGAGGGAAGUUGCCACUCAAGCACCAGCCACAUUGAAAAGACUGAAAGCACAGUUGAGUGGCCCAGUAGUUCAGAGGAUUCACUAGGAUGCAGCUCAACCACCAAUACCUCUGAAAAACCACAAGAGCAGGCAGAAGAUGCUGAAAAUGAUCUACCAGAGGAGGUACCCACAGAGGGGCAGGUUGCAGUUCCAGCUGAUGAAAAAAAUGACACAACAGAGACCCUGAAAGAAGGGGAGCAAGAAAAAGUUUCAACUACUCAAGAGGAAAUAAUUCUAUUACAGAGCACGAAGUCUACACCAAUAAAUCUUCUGGCAUUCAACUCUGCCACUGAAAUGGAAGCGCUAGGAUUACAUAAGCUGAAGUUUGAACUGAUGGCUCUGGGCCUGAAAUGCGGAGGCACUUUACAGGAAAGAGCAGCAAGACUUUUCUCUGUGAGAGGUCUGCCUAAAGACCAGAUUGACCCUGCCUUAUUUGCAAAGCCUUCUAAAGGGAAAAAGAAAUAAAUGUUGGGGGUUUUACUUACACACA